This is a messenger RNA of Phyllotreta striolata, 276 nucleotides long. The record is from the annotation of a GenBank genome assembly. Lineage: Eukaryota; Metazoa; Arthropoda; Insecta; Coleoptera; Chrysomelidae.
AACGAAAGUCCCAACGACAAAGGGAACGUUAUAAUAAUGACGAUAAAAUUUCAAAAGUUUCCCACCCAUUUCAUUAAGAAAUUUCGAGCUCGCGGUACUUCGCAGUUAAUUCGGAGCGGAGCCGUCCGCAUUCGCGAAGAGACCGACCGCCAGCGAAACAAUUUAAAACCUUUCCGGUGGAAUUCUAAUUCGGCGAAGUUUCCUGAGAAAAUUUUGGCAGACAGCAAACGCUACAUCGAGAGAAUACUAACAACCGUUUCCGCAUGAACAUAAAUA